UGAGACGCUCUCAGUGACUUUUGGUAGUCACGCUGUCUCAACGCAUGGACCAUAGUACCAUGAACCGACUGCGGUGCUCAUACCGAGCUACCUAUAUAAACAGGCCUGCUUCUUCUUGCCUCCAUAUGCGGCAAUCCGACGUGGGUAUCUAGGUUCUACUGUAAAAGACGCGCUUAAGAUGAGACCAUCACUGUUCCUGCCUCAUUUGUUGCCCUUGGCAGUCUGUCGAGUGUCUGCUUUGCCAACAGAUACCCCAGAGGCCAGUAUUAAGCAACUCAGAGGAAGCGUGGAUGAAGAUGUUAACCACACACUACCUAAGCCUAGAUUUGCCAAAAGGCAGGCCCCAGACAUCAUCCCACCCUUCGACGCGAAGAAGCAAUAUGUGAGCACAAAAGGAAAGCAUGCGUUCGUGCCUCCUAGUGGUUCUGACAGACGAGGCCCUUGCCCGGGCUUAAAUAGCAUGGCAAAUCACGGAUACAUCCCUCGCAAUGGCAUCGCAACCAUCCAAGAGAUCGUAUCAGGCUCGAUGGACGUUUUUGGCAUGGGAGUUGACGUAGCAACAUUUCUUGCCACUUAUGGAGCCAUAUUUGAUGGCGACCUCACGUCGUUCUCUAUCGGAGGGCCUCCCCCAUCUUUGCUUGAUCUUGGUAACCUCCUUGGUGAGCCGCAAGGUCUUUCUGGCUCGCAUAACAAAUUCGAAGGAGAUGCAUCGCCCAUCUACGGCGACUUAUAUCAGUAUGGCAACAAUCUCCCUCAGGUAUCUCAGUUCACCGCACUCUACGAGCUAGGCCAAGCAAAUGGAGACUCUGUAGACCUAGGCGUAUUGGAAAAGUAUCGUGUGCAGAGAUUCGAACAAUCAGUGGAAAAUAACCCUUACUUCUUCUAUGCGCCGUUCUCAGGUAUCGUUACUAAUACGGGAGCAUACAUCUUCAUAUACCGACUCAUGGCCAACAAAUCAGCUGAACAUCCGGAAGGUUUGCUGGACGGCGAGACGCUAAAGUCCUUCUUCGCUGUCACUGGGGAUUACCCACAUUUCACUAUUAAGUCUGGACACGAGCGAAUCCCGGAUAAUUGGUAUAAGCGCCACCCUGUCGAUUCUCACACGCUUCCAUAUCUGGCCGUAGAUGGGCUGGCCGUGUUGCUCCGACAUCCCCAGUUCUUGUCUGUGGGCGGUAAUACGGGGACUACGAACUCGUUUGUAGGCAUAGACCCAGCAAACCUAACGAAUGGUGUGUAUAAUUCCGCAAACUUACUCGAGGGUAAUAAUGCGUUUUGUUUUGGUAUGCAGCUCGUUCCGCAGGUGGCACCCGACCUGCUGUCCGGUUUAUACAAUGAUAUCACGAACGCAUUGAGCAUUUUGACGUCCGCGGUUGACAAUGCUACUUCGGGUUUGAAUUGCCCACGACUGAGCGGCAUCAACAAACAGAAGCUCAACAAGUUCCCCGGUUAUACAAAAUUAAAACCUAAUGGGAUGUACUAA
Xylaria bambusicola is the source of this 1480-nucleotide messenger RNA. RefSeq lists its product as uncharacterized. The transcript has 3 exons. Bases 179 to 1480 code for a protein of 433 amino acids. The record is from RefSeq and is a predicted model, not a curated record. NCBI's taxonomy places the organism in Eukaryota, Fungi, Ascomycota, Sordariomycetes, Xylariales, Xylariaceae. Gene Ontology annotation, molecular function: peroxidase activity.